AUGCCUCCAAAACUAUCCGGUAACCGUGGCAAACGAUGUAACUGUAUGGACCCUCUUCGUAAUAUUCGAUCAAAAUAUACAAGUCAAUGUAAGAUGUUUCGUACUUUUCGUGAAAUAAGAUAUCGUGGUGGUUUGGGCAUAGAAUGUGGACUCCUGCAGGAUUCGGAAACUUUACGGUACAGAAUUGCUGACCAAUUGGCAAAAGAUGAAGCAAUUUUCUACUAUAAGGACGGUCGAAUUCUUGAAUACUGUGAAGUGAUUACAAAAUGUCCAAGUGAAGUCCCCUCGAUCCAAGACGGUGUUAACUUGCUUGAAUUUUACAACAGCAGGCUCAAGGAGAAUAUUACUGAUGAACAAUUUGUUGUGAUGGAUAAGCAAAGGAUAUACUAUCCUAUUUCUGAACUGUUUAUUGCCAAAGUUCCGUAA
Molecule: messenger RNA, 426 nt
Organism: Caenorhabditis remanei
Lineage: Eukaryota; Metazoa; Nematoda; Chromadorea; Rhabditida; Rhabditidae
Exons: 1
Coding region: 1-426 (141 amino acids)
Source: RefSeq, a predicted model, not a curated record